Molecule: messenger RNA, 1307 nt
Organism: Tachysurus vachellii
Lineage: Eukaryota; Metazoa; Chordata; Actinopteri; Siluriformes; Bagridae
Product: C-C chemokine receptor type 5-like
Exons: 2
Coding region: 133-1209 (358 amino acids)
Biological process (GO): G protein-coupled receptor signaling pathway; chemotaxis; immune response
Cellular component (GO): membrane
Molecular function (GO): chemokine receptor activity
Source: RefSeq, a predicted model, not a curated record
ACCAGUUGAGACACAUUAACUCAUAUUCUGCAUAGAAUUAAGAUCUGCCUCAGGAAAUUGCAACUUGAUCUGUUAUCAGAUUGAAGUCUGUACACCACCUUAUUUGACAGUCAGCUUUUGAACUAAUCAGACAUGGCUAUGACAGUCUCCAACUAUACAACAGAAGACUACUCAUCCUAUUAUGAAUUAGACAAUCUUGACCAGCACCAGAGCUGCAACAUCAUCAGUGUAAGGAAUUUCAGCAGAGUCUUCCUCCCUACACUCUACACCAUCGUCUUCAUUGUAGGGUUCAUGGGCAAUGGCCUGGUGUUGUGCGUCCUGAUCAAGUUCCACAACCGGGCCAAUGUGACAGAUGUCGGCCUCUUCAACCUGGCGCUUUCAGACCUCCUCUUCCUCAUCUCGUUACCUUUCUGGGCUCAUUAUGCUGCCACCAGUCAGUGGACCUUCGGGAGCUUCAUGUGCCGUGCAGUGACGGCGUUCUACAUGCUGGGAUUCUAUGGAAGCAUCUUCUUCAUGAUCCUCAUGACUGUAGACCGCUAUGCUGUCAUUGUCCAUGCUCAGACCUCCCUGUUCUCUAAGCACCGGUCUGUCAAAUCUGCCACUGUGAUUGCAGUUUUUAUGUGGGUGAUUAGCUUGGGAGCUUCUUUGCCCAACAUAAUUUUUUCCGAAGCAAAUAACGAAUCAGAUGUAUGGACAUGCAAACAGGAAUAUCCAGUUGGUACAGCAUGGCAGUCCGUUUCUUACAUUGAACUGAACAUCCUUGGCUUAAUUAUUCCUCUCUUAACAAUUGUGUUCUGCUACUCACGCAUCAUCCCCGUCUUAAUGGCCAUGAAGUCUCAGAAGAGACACAAAGCUGUCAGGCUCAUUCUGGUCUUGGUCAGUGUUUUCUUCCUCUUCUGGACACCUUACAACAUCGUCAUCUUCCUGAAGUUCCUGCAUCAUUUGGGUUACUUUCACAUUUGUAAGUGGUAUCAAGACCUGACCAUGGCUAUGCAGUGGGUGGAAACCAUAGCGUUCUGUCACUGCUGCCUCAACCCCAUCAUCUACGCCUUUGUUGGGGAGAAAUUCAGGAAGUUAGUAUUCAAGAUUCUAAAAGAAUGGUUUCCCGUUUGCUUUGGUCGCUGCACAACAAUUGUCAACGACUUCUCAGAGAGAAGGAGCUCUAUGCACUCACGUUCCUCUGAGAUCUCCACCACAAAGAUUUUGUAGCCACAGGAUGCUGUUGGCAGUGGUGUUCUUAUCAGAUUUAUCAGAGGAAAUCAAAAAUCUGCAGGGGCAAUUCGGUAAAGCACUGCAUAAUACUGAAA